Messenger RNA from Colletotrichum graminicola M1.001, 981 nucleotides. Its product is annotated as ribosomal protein L4/L1 family protein. Bases 1 to 981 code for a protein of 326 amino acids. Gene Ontology annotation, biological process: translation. Gene Ontology annotation, molecular function: structural constituent of ribosome. Lineage: Eukaryota; Fungi; Ascomycota; Sordariomycetes; Glomerellales; Glomerellaceae. The transcript has 2 exons. The record is from RefSeq and is a predicted model, not a curated record. Gene Ontology annotation, cellular component: ribosome.
AUGGCCGGCAAGGGAGUCAGGAGCCUCAGCGAGGCCAUGAGGGGCCUGUCCCUCUCAUCGACGUGCCGAGCGGCGAACCCUGCGACCUCGUUCGUCGGCUCAUCGAGCUUUACGAGAUCAAUGGCCACCGAGGCGCCCUUCCCCGGUAUCACAACAUCGGCCUACGCUACACCCAAGACAACGGAACCGUGGGCACCAACCACCUCGGUCCCCGUCACGAUCCACGCCUUCCCGACCCUCGAGCCCCGUUCCCUCGAGUCCUACUCGACGAAGCACCUCUACCUCCCUCUCCGCCGCGACCUCCUCCAUCUCGCCGUCGUGUUCGAGGGAGACGCCGCCCGACAGGGCACGGCCAGCACGAAAACCCGCUGGGAGGUCCGCGGCUCGCACAGAAAGUUGCACCCGCAAAAGGGCACCGGUCGCGCCCGCGCGGGAACGAAGCAGUCACCCAUCCGCCGUGGCGGAGGUGUCUCCCACGGCCCCAAGCCGCGCGACUUCAGCACCCGCCUGAACCGCAAGGUGUACGACGUCGCCUGGCGCACCGCCCUCAGCUACCGCUACCGCCGCGGCCAGCUUGUCGUGUGCGAGGACGGCAUGGAGCUGCCGUUGCCGCUGGACUUCACGAAGCUCGCCGACGCCGGCGCCGUGGGACCCCAGAUCGCCGCCGAGUACCGCCGCAAGUGGAUGAUGCAGGUCCUCGAGGCCAACGAGUGGGGCAAGGCUCACGGCCGGACGCUGUUCGUCACCGACGGGCAGAGGCCACGGCUGUGGGACACCAUGGAGGCCGCGGGCGACCAGGGUAGAUGCCUGGACGUCAACGAGGUGGACGUCAAGGACUUGUUGGAGGAGGGACGCGUGGUUAUCGAGCGGACGGCGCUCAGGGAGAUGAUCGAGUCACACCAGAGCGACCUGGUGACCAAGGUCUUCAUCAACGGUGCCUUGAAGACCGGCCCGGCAAUCGGCGAGCCCCUCGUUCAAUGA